Molecule: messenger RNA, 3456 nt
Organism: Tyto alba (common barn owl)
Lineage: Eukaryota; Metazoa; Chordata; Aves; Strigiformes; Tytonidae
Gene: TTC7B
Product: tetratricopeptide repeat domain 7B
Exons: 20
Coding region: 145-2676 (843 amino acids)
Biological process (GO): phosphatidylinositol phosphate biosynthetic process; protein localization to plasma membrane
Cellular component (GO): plasma membrane
Molecular function (GO): protein binding
Source: RefSeq, a predicted model, not a curated record
GCAGCCCUCAAGUUCCGCCGCCCCGGCCGCUGCCGCCGCCGCCGUCCUUUCCCCGCCUCCCCCCUUCCCGCCGCUCUUCCCCCCCCCCCCUCCUCUCCCCAUCACCCCCCCCCCCGCGCUGGGGCCCAUCGGCCCGGCCCGGCCAUGGCCACCAAGAAGGCGGGCUCGCGGCUGGAGACGGAGAUCGAGCGGUGCCGCUCGGAGUGCCAGUGGGAGCGGAUCCCCGAGCUCGUGAAGCAGCUCUCGGCCAAGCUGAUCGCUAACGAUGACAUGGCAGAACUUCUUCUUGGGGAGUCCAAACUAGAACAAUUUUUGAAGGAAAAUGCUCUUAAACAGACUAGUAGUCCACGGGGCCCCCGGCCAAAGCUGACUGAGGUCAGGAAACAUCUCACGGCAGCGCUCGACAGGGGAAACCUGAAGCCAGAAUUCCUACAAGAAGCUAACCUGAUUAUGGCCAAGUUAAACUAUGUGGAAGGUGAUUACAAAGAAGCUCUGAACACGUAUGCCAGAGUUGGAGUUGAUGACUUGCAGCUAGCUGCAGUGCCACCAUAUAGGCUACGAAUGAUUGCUGAAGCAUAUUCUACGAAAGGUCUCUGUCUUGAGAAGUUGCCAAUUUCUUCUUCGGCUAGCAACCUUCAUGUGGACCGUGAACAAGAAAUUGUUACAUGCUAUGAGAAGGCUGGGGAUAUUGCUCUUCUGUACCUUCAGGAGAUAGAAAGGGUAAUUAAUGCCAAUCUACAAAACAGAAGCCCUAAGCCAGGGCCCACUGCACAUGAACAAGAACUUGGUUUUUUCCUGGAAACAGGACUUCAAAGAGCACAUGUUUUAUAUUUCAAGAAUGGGAACUUGACGAGAGGAGUUGGUAGAUUUAGAGAGUUACUAAGAGCUGUUGAAACAAGAACUACACAAAAUCUGCGAAUGACGAUAGCAAGACAACUGGCUGAAAUUUUGUUACGAGGCAUGUGUGAACAGAGUUACUGGAAUCCACUGGAAGAUCCUCCUCACCAAUCACCCCUAGAUGAUCCACUUCGAAAAGGUUCAAAUACUAAGAAUUACGCGCUCAGUAGAAGACCGCGGGUAUACACUGGAGAAAACAUCUUUUGUCCUCAAGAAAAUACAGAAGAAGCCUUACUGUUGCUGCUUAUUAGUGAAUCUAUGGCUAACCGUGAUGCUGUACUGAGCAGAAUACCAGAACACAAAAAUGAUCGAAUCAUCAGUUUGCAAAGUGCAUCUGUAGUCUAUGAUUUACUUACUAUAGCCUUGGGAAGAAGAGGCCAAUAUGAAAUGCUCUCAGAGUGUUUAGAAAGAGCCAUGAAGUUUGCAUUUGAAGAGUUCCAUCUCUGGUAUCAAUUUGCAUUGUCCUUGAUGGCAGCAGGAAAAUCUGCUCGAGCUGUUAAAGUCUUGAAGGAAUGUAUACGCUUGAAACCAGAUGAUGCAACUAUUCCUCUCCUUGCUGCAAAGCUCUGUAUGGGAUCUCUCCACUGGUUGGAAGAAGCUGAAAGAUUUGCCAAAACAGUUGUUGAUCUUGGGGACAAAACAUCAGAGUUCAAAGCAAAAGGCUACUUGGCACUGGGAUUGACUUACAGUCUGCAGGCUACUGAUGCAUCUUUGCGAGGGAUGCAAGAGGUCUUGCAGAGAAAGGCUCUUCUUGCAUUUCAGAGGGCUCACAGUUUGUCUCCAACGGAUCAUCUGGCAGCAUUUUACUUGGCUCUGCAGCUUGCCAUAUCCAGACAGAUACCAGAAGCUUUGGGUUAUGUUCGUCAGGCUCUGCAACUACAAGGAGAUGAUGCCAACUCUCUUCAUCUCCUUGCACUCUUGCUAUCAGCCCAGAAACACUAUCAUGAUGCUUUGAAUAUCAUUGAUAUGGCCUUGAGUGAAUAUCCAGAAAAUUUUAUAUUACUGUUUACAAAAGUUAAAUUGGAGUCCCUGUGCAGAGGCCCAGAUGAAGCACUCCUUACCUGUAAACACAUGCUCCAGAUUUGGAAAUCCUGCUACAAUCUCACUAACCCAAGUGAUUCUGGACGUGGGAGCAGCCUGUUAGACAGAGCUAUUGCUGACAGACGACAGCUUAAUACAAUUACAUUACCAGAUUUCAGCGAUCCUGAAACAGGUUCAGUUCAUGCCACAUCAAUAGCAGCUUCCAGAGUGGAGCAAGCACUGUCAGAGGUUGCUUCAUCUCUGCAAAGCAGUGCCCCUAAGCAAGGUCCCCUGCAUCCUUGGAUGACUCUGGCUCAAAUAUGGCUUCAUGCAGCUGAAGUCUACAUAGGAAUUGGGAAGCCUGCUGAGGCCACAGCGUGUACCCAGGAAGCAGCUAAUCUCUUUCCGAUGUCGCACUACGUCCUCUACAUGAGGGGUCAGGUGGCUGAACUUCGUGGAAACAUCGAUGAAGCCAAACGCUGGUAUGAAGAGGCCUUAUCGAUUAGUCCCACCCAUGUGAAAAGCAUGCAGAGGCUGGCUCUGAUACUUCACCAGCUCGGGCGCUAUAGCUUGGCAGAGAAGAUCCUCAGAGAUGCCGUCCAGGUGAACUCCACGGCCCAUGAGGUCUGGAACGGCCUGGGAGAGGUGCUGCAGGCUCAAGGCAAUGAUGAUGCCGCCACGGAAUGCUUCCUGACGGCGCUGGAGCUUGAAGCGAGCAGUCCCGUCGUCCCUUUUACCAUCAUUCCCAGAGUCCUGUGAGAGGGCACCUUGACCAUCCGAUUUGGGUCUGACGUCUGGGGGAGGAGACCCAGUGUAUCGGGCUGCCCGGUAACUGGUUAGUUUGAAAAACCUUAGAACUACAGGUAAGGAACUCCAGUCUUUUGCAGGGAAGUGGCCAAAACAGUGACGUGACGCAAUAUAUUAAUGUUAGACUGAGAGGACAAAAUGGCUAGCCAGAACCAAAUUGUUCAUAUCAUCUACAUUUUUGCUCUGGUAGUUUUAAAACAUCGUUAUAUUGUUCAUGGAUGAUGUGCCAUAUUUUGUUAGUGAUACUUGAGUGUUACAUAAAAUUAUAACGGUAUCAACUACCAAAUGUAGAAUAAGUUAAAAUUCAGUGGCGGAGCAGACUAUUUUUAACAAAGCUGUUAAUAAAACUGUUCUCUUCCUGCCUCUCAACCUCUUUUGGCCCAAAGUCAAAAUGUGAAUUUUCUGUUUCCAUCUCUAUUUUAGUCCAGGCCAGAAAAUCAGUUGAGUUCUUGUUUUCAGUUGUCAAUAACUGUGAUGUGUGGCUAACUGUUAUCUCUAUUUAGAGCAAAGGCUGAGUACAAGAAUAUUUAUAUUUUACCAAUGUAUGCCUGUUACAAAAAAUAUAUUAGUUAUUUAAGUUUAACUUUUUUAUGUGAAUUCAGAGUUUAUUUAUCAAUGGAAAUAUGUAAAAAGAAGCCUCAAAUGGAAUAUUUACCGACAUUCCUUAUACAUGACCCACACUUGGCUAAAUGGGAAAAAAUAUGUUAAUAAUAAAAUGAUUUUUAAAUGGAA